Messenger RNA from Nymphalis io (European peacock), 847 nucleotides. It is a transcript of the gene Manf, whose product is annotated as mesencephalic astrocyte-derived neurotrophic factor homolog. Gene Ontology annotation, biological process: dopaminergic neuron differentiation; neuron projection development. The transcript has 2 exons. The coding region runs from base 129 to 650 and encodes 173 amino acids. The record is from RefSeq and is a predicted model, not a curated record. NCBI's taxonomy places the organism in Eukaryota, Metazoa, Arthropoda, Insecta, Lepidoptera, Nymphalidae. Gene Ontology annotation, cellular component: endoplasmic reticulum.
AGCUGUCAACGUCUUUAAAUGAAUGGACGAGUCUUCUGGCAUAUCACAUCAGUUUAAUUUUACUAUUUUACUACCUUGCAUUUUGUGAAAGUUGUAUUUAAUAUUUUGAGUUGUAAUUUUUUUUUACAAUGAAUAAAUUCAGUGUAUUUUAUUCAUUACUCUUUGUAGGAGUUCUACAAACAGUUUUAGCAUUAAAAGAAGGCGAAUGCGAAGUCUGUGUGAAAACUAUUGAUAAAUUUGCAGCCACGUUAUCAGAUGACGUUAAAAAGGAACCAAAACGUAUCGAAGUUGAGUUCAAGAAAUUUUGUAAAGGUUCAAAGAAUAAGGAGAAUCGGUUUUGUUACUAUUUAGGAGGAUUAGAAGAAUCGGCGACCGGUAUACUCGGCGAACUUUCGAAACCCCUCAGUUGGUCCAUGCCUUCUGAUAAAAUCUGUGAAAAACUGAGAAAAAAAGAUGCUCAAAUUUGUGACCUUAGAUUCGAUAAGCAAAUUGACUUGAACAAUGUUGAUCUUAAGAAAUUGAAGGUUCGAGACCUUAAAAAAAUUUUGAAUGAUUGGGAUGAAGUCUGUGAUGGAUGUAUUGAAAAAACUGAUUUUAUCAAAAGAAUAGAGGAACUUAAACCUCAGUACAUGGGUAGAUCUGACUUGUAGUAGGACAAUUCAAUUUAUAGAGUAAUAAACAGUUUUGGACAUGUGAUACCUCAUUUGGGUGUGUAAAUCAGCAUAGGAAGUCCAAGUGAAUAAUAAAUUAUUGCAUAAGACGUGAUUCUGUGGGUGUAUGCAUGAGUGUUGUAUGCAUUUAUGGUAGCAUAAAUUACCAAUAAAACUAAGUAAAUAUUUUUUUCAUA